Messenger RNA from Budorcas taxicolor (takin), 687 nucleotides. It is a transcript of the gene DNAAF6, whose product is annotated as dynein axonemal assembly factor 6. The record is from RefSeq and is a predicted model, not a curated record. Gene Ontology annotation, molecular function: protein-folding chaperone binding; dynein intermediate chain binding. Gene Ontology annotation, cellular component: cytoplasm. The transcript has 7 exons. NCBI's taxonomy places the organism in Eukaryota, Metazoa, Chordata, Mammalia, Artiodactyla, Bovidae. Bases 1 to 687 code for a protein of 228 amino acids. Gene Ontology annotation, biological process: flagellated sperm motility; axonemal dynein complex assembly.
AUGAGCCAUAUCAACUUUUCAGAUAAAGGUGAAAAAACUAAAAUACCUCUUUCUGAUUAUCUUCUUCCUCAGAAUAUGGAAUCUGAAAAUAUGGAAACAGAAAAUAUGGAUUUUGAAACAAUUUCUUCAGUUACAGCAUUACAGGCUCUCUCUAAGCUACUUUAUCCUGAAGAGGAUGACUUUGAGUCCGGACAGUUAAAUAGUUCAUCAGCAAUGGGAGCCAUGGGACCUGGAAAUAUUGGACCACCAAAAAGAGAAGAGCAUGAAGUCAUCCCUCAAACUAGUAGUGAAAAUUGUGAAGAAAUCUGGAAUCCAGAGGAAGUUUCAGAAGGAGCAGAGCAUCAUGAUGUGUGGGAUGUUAGAGACACUCCAGAAUAUGAAAUUGUAUUCAAACAGCAGGUGGGAACAGAAGAUAUGUUCCUAGGAUUGACCAGAAAGGAUGCGUCAACUGCAUGCUGCAAGGAUCUAGUGGUGAAAAUUAAACUACCAAACACCAACCCUUCUGAUAUUAAAGUUGACAUUCAGGAGACGAUCCUUGACCUCCGUACUCCAAAUAAGAAGCUGCUGGUAACCCUUCCCCAUCCUGUGGACUGCAGCAGUGCCAACGCCUGCUAUAUACUUGAUACUGAGACUCUCGAAGUCACUAUGACUAUGAAACGAGAGUUGGAUUUCGUUAAUUUCUUCUGA